Molecule: messenger RNA, 579 nt
Organism: Rhagoletis pomonella (apple maggot)
Lineage: Eukaryota; Metazoa; Arthropoda; Insecta; Diptera; Tephritidae
Exons: 1
Coding region: 1-579 (192 amino acids)
Source: RefSeq, a predicted model, not a curated record
AUGGCCGACAUUGCUAUCACCAUCAUGUUGGAGAAUCCGGGACCUCCGCCAACCUGCAAGGGAGCGGGGUGGUUCCAAAAUAACAUCCGGGUUAUAGCAUGCGAGGAUGCUAGAUCGGCGGAUAUAUAUAAUAAGACAGUCACAGGCAUUGGAGAAGUCUACCCUGGUGCGAAGCUCAGGGCGGUCGACUUCAAGGACCUACCGGUGCGACCGAGAGCGAGAGCAUGGUUGCCUUGCAAGCCAGCGGAACCCGAAAGGAUCCUGUAUACCAUAAGGCUCUACAACCCGGAUCUACCUACCGAAAAUUGGAAGGUGGUGAAAAUAAAUGAAAGCGGUAAAGCGACGAUGCAGGUUGUCCUGCUUCUUAAUAAGGACUACAUAGAGUUGCUGGAGCAAAAGAGCGGGGUGAUACGGUACAGCUGUGACAUGGCCAAAAUUAAGGUCUACAGCAACGACGUAAACGCAGCGAAGGACCUGAUCGCGGAGGUAGAGCCGGAGGAGGCCAACAGCGACGUGGAGAUGGAGGGGGAAUCCGUGCAGGUUGAUCCGAUGGACAACCUGACCGGGGGUUAUGCCUAA